Messenger RNA from Triplophysa dalaica, 4318 nucleotides. RefSeq lists its product as uncharacterized. Gene Ontology annotation, biological process: bicellular tight junction assembly. The record is from RefSeq and is a predicted model, not a curated record. NCBI's taxonomy places the organism in Eukaryota, Metazoa, Chordata, Actinopteri, Cypriniformes, Nemacheilidae. The transcript is spliced from 19 exons. Gene Ontology annotation, cellular component: cytoplasmic vesicle; apical plasma membrane; bicellular tight junction. Bases 227 to 3649 code for a protein of 1140 amino acids.
GGCAGAGUCACGUGGUAUAACUUUCCGAACCUGUGUGUGUUUUCCGAAAAAAAUGUCGAGAAAUAAAAACCUUCGGAUAGGGGAAAAGGCUGUCGGAUUCACCUACUGUACAUGAAAUAAAGUCCCCACUGAACUCAAGACCAAUGUAAGUCUUGCUCAGUGCCUGCGUGUGAAAGGGAUAAUUGCAUUCUCUGCAGAGGACUCCACUGGACACUGCGUGCAGAAAAUGCCCCACAAUGGCGAAGUGCCCAACGGCUCGCUCCCGAGUCUUCACAGCUUGAAUUAUCGCACAACGUCUGAGCAGUCUUUAAGCUUUGAACCCCUCCCACCUCCUCCACUACCAGACCAUCCACCCGUGGGCCCAGAGUUUGACCCCAGCGGAAGUGAUUCGGCCAUCGACAUCAAACCCGUCCACCGUUUCAUCCCAGACUCAUGGAAGAACUUCUUCAGCUCGAGCAGUGGAAGCAGCAAGUUGAAAUCCAUGCUUGGGUCAAGUAACAAGAACUCCACCACUGAGGGCCUCCGCUGCUCUCCGCCGCACUCUCCGAAGGUUCCCGGCUCGUACCGCGAUCCGUAUGGUGGAUCCGGGGGCAGUUACAACUCCCGCAAGGAGCAUGAAGCCAUUCUGUUGGGCGACCCGGUGGAAUCGAUGGACGGCCGUACGGUAGGCACGGCUUUGACGUACACAGAGAGAGUGGAGGAGUACAACCUGCGCUACGCUUAUAUGAAGUCCUGGGCGGGUCUUUUGCGCAUUCUGGGUUGUGUGGAGCUGCUUCUGGGGGCGGCGAUCUUUGCCUGCGUUUGCGCUUACAUUCACAAAGACAAUGAGUGGUUCAACAUGUUUGGAUACUCGCAGCCUGGUGGAUUUUAUGGGGGAGCUUACGGAGGUUCUUACGGGGGAGGCUAUGGAGGCAGUUACGCCAACUACACUGGACCCAAGACGCCAUUUAUUCUUGUGGUAACAGGCCUGGCGUGGAUUGUGACAGUCAUCAUUCUAAUCCUGGGAAUGACUAUGUACUACCAAACUAUCCUGUUGGAUUCAACAUGGUGGCCUUUAACAGAAUUCUUCAUAAACCUGGCUCUCGCGCUUCUGUUUUUGGCGGCCGCUUGCGUGUACGUGAAUGACACCACACGAGGUGGCCUGUGUUACCAACCGUAUUUCAAUAACGGCAUAAACGGCCCGUUCUGUCGCACGGAAGCUGGACAGACGGCCGCCAUGAUCUUCCUAUUUUUCACCAUGAUUGUUUACUUGGUUGGAGCCAUUGUGUGUCUGAAACUGUGGCGACAGGAGGCAGCUCGGAGACUUAAAGAGCGCCACGGGCAAGAGAUGCAACCCAGAGAUUCUCCAGCUGCAGUGCCUUUGGCUGUUGAUGGAUCAUGGGAGCCUGUGUCUGUUUCAGCACCAGUACAGCAGGUAUCCAUGGCUGCCCCGGGUACCUCCAGGCCCAAAAUUGUGAAAGGACACAUUCCAGCUGGACAAGCUCCCAAACCUGUGAUCAUGCCAGACUACAUUGCGAAAUAUCCAGCCAUCCGCAACGAUGACCAGCGAGACCAGUUUAAAGCCGUCUUUAAUGACCAGUAUUCUGAGUAUAAAGAACUUCAUGUGGAAGUCCAAGCGAUACUGAAGAAGUUUGAUGAAAUGGAUAUCAUGAUGCGAAGUUUACCUCAACACCCUACGAAUCAGAUGGAGCGUGAGCGCAUUAACAAAAUUCUUCAGGAGUACCAGAGGAAGAAGCUGGAUCAUUCAUUUUUAGAGAAGAAGGAGAGAUGCGAAUACCUGAAGAACAAACUGUCCCACAUCAAGCAAAGAAUUCACGAAUAUGACAAAGUGAUGGGCUGGAACGAUGUCAAAAUAAGCUAUUUUAAACUAGGCAUUUCAUUGAAUAUGCUGGAGCUCAAACUCCGGCUGGGUUUGGAACCUGUGGAACCAUCUAGUGAGGUGGCUGUGGAGGUUCUUAAAGCUCUUUUGGUGGCUUUGGAGAUUAUUGGGGUUCUUACGGUGGCUUUUGAGGAACCGGCUGUGGAAUGUGAGAUUAUGGAAGCUUUGGUUACGUGGGCGGGGUUUAGUUAUUUAAGGGCGGGUUGUUUGUUUCACCUGAGCACUGAGCAGCAGGUCGCUGUCGCACCCAUAUCGCUCGAGCGCGACAACAGCAUGUCUUUUCAACCGAUUGGGAGUCCGCCGCCCUAUGACUCUGAACAGGGUGGAAAUGAAUUUAAUGCUGUACCCCAGCCCGCGUUCUCUUACUACCCCGAUGAUGAAUUCCAGCACUUCUAUCGGAUGACAUCCCCGCCGGGCAUCAUUAAAAUCAUGUGUGUCCUGUCUAUCAUCUGUUGCGUGGGCAUCUUCGUGUGUGUAGCCUCGACUCUGGCCUGGGACACGGAUCCAGGAGCUGCAGGGUUCGGAUCCUACGGAGGCUCAUAUGGAGGUGGCUAUGGGGGAAUGGGAGGUGGCUAUGGGGGAACGGGAGGUGGCUAUGGGGGAAUGGGAGGCUACGGAGGAGGCUAUGGUCUCCUCGGCUCACAUAACGACCCCAGGCAAGGAAAAGGUUUCAUGAUGGCAAUGGGCAUCAUCACCUUCAUCGCUCUCCUCGUCAUGUUCAUCAUGAUCAUCUCGCAUCAAAAGACGGCUCAGAGCAGAAAGUUCUUCUUGGCCAUUAUAAUCUCCAGUGCCAUCCUGGCGUUCUUAACGUUGAUCGCCACAAUAGUUUAUAUCGUCACUGUGUACCCAAUGGCCCAGUCGUCUGGUUCGAUGAUGUACAAUCAAGUGUACGCCAUGUGUUCCUCUUUCCAGCAACCUCAGUCUGGAAUGUUUGUGAAUCAGUAUCUGUAUCAUUUCUGUGUUGUGGAUCCUCAGGAGGCCAUCGCUAUCGUUUUGGGGUUCAUCGUCGUCGCCGCUCUCGUUAUCAUCAUGGUGUUUGCCAUUAAAACCCGUAUGCGGAUCAAUUCUCACGGCAAACAUAACAUCUUGUGGCGUCGCGUGAAGGAGAUCGAAGACCACAACUCUCCCCCAGAUGUGGAGGACUGGGUAAAUAAUGUAAAUGAAGCUCCUGGUCCAAUGUUGACUGAAUAUCCAACAAAAUAUGGUGGCUCUAGAAUGGACCUCGAUGACAACAGCACAACUUAUGACAAACCUCCUUACAGUGAAAGUCCUCCGCCGAUGGAGCACGCUCUCCCCAUCCGCAGUCCAUAUCCUCUCAGCAGCGACUCGGACAGGAUCAGUUCUGCUGGCCAGCCUAAGAAACGACGGGCUCUCCGUCCACGGACCGGAGAUGGACGAGACCGCGAUGCAGACUACGCCUCCUCAGGAGAUGAGCUGGAUGAUGAUGACUUCUCCAGCGAGUUCCCUCCCAUUGUAAAUAAUGAAGAAAGAGAGGAAUACAAGCAUCUGUUUGACAAAGACCAUCAGGAGUACCGCGAACUUCAGGGAGAGCUGGACCAGAUCAACAAGCGUUUGGCUGAGGUGGACCGUGAACUUGAUGACCUUGAGGAGGGCAGUCCACAGUUCCUGGACGCCACAGACGAAUACAACGUCCUGAAAGACCUAAAGAGGAGCAGUGAUUACCAGGUGAAGAAGAGAAGGUGUAAAUACCUGAAGGCCAAAUUAAACCACAUCAAAAAGAUGGUGAGCGAUUAUGAUCGGAGAGCUUAAAGAUGAUCGAGAAACUAUGGGAAAGAUCAUGCUAAAGAAAGAACGGGAACGUUUUUCCUGAUGUACUGGUGUCUGUCCGGACGUGUGAGCCGAUGUCGUGGUUACUGAGAUGCUUUCUGGAAAUGGAUUAUUUUGUAGAUAUUCAAAGGUACCAGCUCAUAUUAACAAAUGCAAUAUUUCUCAGAAUUCGCCACGAAAGGCCUUAAAAGUCAGAUUGAGCUAACAGUUAACACCUCACCUGUAUGUUUUUUUAGUCUGUGCAUUUGUGUGUUUAAAGUAGCCGUUUAAUAUUUUUAAAGUAGAUUUAAUAGAAGCGUGUGUCAGUACAUAAAUAUUUUUGUUUAGAAUGAAUUCAAAGGUUUCUCAGAGGGAACAACAGUGCCAAGUUCUUUUUAGUGGCGGGUGUUUUAUAACUCUUGAUAAACAUUUAAGUUUGUUAUUUAUCAAACUGUGAUUGGUAACCUGUUACAGGAUACUGAAUAAAACUAACCGUAUGUACUUUUUAAGAUGUACUUGUGCCAUUUUAGAUUAAGCUUCUACUGAUAUGUAAAUAUAAUUUAAAUGUUUGACAUUUUAAUCCUUUUUAUUGUUUUGAAAACUAUGAAUAAAACCCAUUUUUAAAGCCAUAAAUAAAUGUAGCACUGAAUUUCUCAUCCACAAAACGUUAUA